Messenger RNA from Ziziphus jujuba (common jujube), 1051 nucleotides. Its product is annotated as cyclin-dependent protein kinase inhibitor SMR3. NCBI's taxonomy places the organism in Eukaryota, Viridiplantae, Streptophyta, Magnoliopsida, Rosales, Rhamnaceae. Gene Ontology annotation, biological process: regulation of DNA endoreduplication. The transcript has a single exon. Bases 415 to 888 code for a protein of 157 amino acids. The record is from RefSeq and is a predicted model, not a curated record.
ACCACGUGCAUAGAUGCAUCAAAGUUCGUAGAAAAUCAGAAAGAUGGGAAAAAAGAACUUCUAAAAACAAAGUUUUAUAGUCCUAUAAAUUCUAUUUUCUUUAUCUAUACGCCUACUCAAUCAGAUCAAAGAGAGAUCAAUUUAGUGAAAGUUCAUUGACACUCCACUUCUCGGCGAAGGAUCCAAUGGAUAUAUAAAAAUACAGCACCAAUCUUUUAAUUUCUCUUUACACAUAACCUCACUUUGAAACAGUCUCUCCUCUCUCUUUCUCUUUGUGAUUUUGAUCACCAUAAUUAUAGCCAAACAAGCUUCAGAGAUAUGGUCUUUUGAUGGUUCUCUUUUUCUCUACUACUCUUUUUAUUAUCUCCUUCUUUGAUCUUCUUUUUCUUUCCUUGUUGCAUAUAUAUUAUUGUGAUGUAUUCUGGAUUCAACCAGAUCUCUUUCCUAAACAUGUCGGGUUCGAAUACAUUUUUGGUCAAAGAUGAGAAGAAAUAUAUUGAAUCCGACGUUUUGAAAGCGCCGAAAAUGGAAUUGAAAGAUGGUAGCUGUGGGAGUACCACUGCACUUUCUUGUGAAGAACGACGUCGUUUGAUACCCCUUUCGACUGAAGGAGAAUUUAAGGUAAAGGAAGAUAAUGACAAUGACGAUGAUGAUGAUGAUGAUGAUGGAUUCAAGACUCCAACUUCUUUGGAUCACAAAAUCCCGGAGACCAAACAAUGUCCGCUAGCUCCUAGAAAACCCAAAACUCUCCCACCGCCGAGAAAAAGAAAGCUAUCUCCUAGUAUUCGAGAAGAUUUUUCGGAAGAAGUUGAAUCAAUCUUCUCCCCGCUUCUUCUUUCUGAUCUGCACAGCAAGAAUAAGAAAGCUCGACGAGACGAGGUCGAGUAGGCUUCAUAUAUCAUUCAUAUACUUGUUUUUUUUUUUUUUUUUGAAAUAAAUUUUAUCUAGUAAGACUGUAAUUGUAUAUGUGAAAUUAUUAAGCGCAGAGCUUAUUACCAAGCUAUAUGUAAUAAUAUAUAUGGUGAUCAAGUUCUAUUUGUGAUCAUUAUUA